CCCCCUGGUGUGCAGCCUGGAGGAGGGACACAUCCUCUAGGCAGGGAGGGAGGGCAUAGCCACCAGCAGCCAGCGCAGAGCAGCGCGUGUGCGCCAACCCAAGCACCGGCCCACACCGGGCUGGGAUUGUUGUACUCUGUCACCCGGGCAUCCUGGCUCCUGCAGCCCUGCGGACAGAGGCGACCCGGCCACAAGGCCAGGGCUGCAGCGCACACCCGGAGCCGCACGCAGCCGGGAAGAGGCGUUCGCUGGCGUCACCUCGCAGCUUGGAACCUGAACAAGGCCGGAUCAAGGUUCUUGAGUCUACUUAAGAAGACAAGGAGAAGAGCGCGCGCUUCACAGGAUUUACAGCACUCCUUGCUGAUCACCAUGAGCACCCGGGAUUUGUCUGAGACUUGAGACAAGACUGUGUAUGCUCUCUGAAGCAGCCUAAUAUUCCCUGCACUGAGAUACUUCACUUGGCACUGGUUCCAUGCUACGAGAAAGACCAUGGCGACCUCCAGGGCAUCUUCCAGGUCCCAUCGGGACAUCACCAAUGUGAUGCAGAGGCUACAAGAUGAACAAGAGAUUGUACAGAAACGCACCUUCACAAAAUGGAUCAAUUCUCACCUGGUCAAGCGGAAGCCUCCCAUGGUGGUGGAUGACCUUUUUGAAGACAUGAAAGACGGCAUCAAGCUGCUGGCUCUACUGGAGGUCCUGUCUGGGCAGAAACUGCCUUGUGAACAAGGACACCGGAUGAAGCGCAUUCAUGCUGUGGCUAACAUUGGCACUGCACUCAAGUUCCUUGAAGGAAGGAAGAUUAAAUUGGUCAACAUUAAUGCUACUGAUAUUGCUGAUGGCCGUCCGUCAAUCGUUCUUGGGCUGAUGUGGACCAUUAUCCUGUAUUUCCAGAUAGAAGAGCUGACCAGCAACCUCCCACAGCUGCAGUCUCUGUCCAGCAGUGCCUCCUCUGUGGACAGCAUGGUGAGCACGGAGACUGCCAGCCCACCCAGCAAACGUAAGGCAGCCACCAAGAUCCAGGGAAAUGCCAAGAAGACCCUGUUAAAGUGGGUGCAGCACACAGCAGGCAAGCAGAUGGGAAUCGAAGUCAAAGACUUUGGGAAGAGUUGGAGAACUGGGCUGGCCUUUCAUUCAGUCAUCCACGCUAUCCGGCCUGAGCUGGUGGACCUGGAGAAGGUGAAGAGUAGAUCUAACAGAGAAAACCUAGAGGAUGCCUUCACGAUCGCUGAAACACAACUGGGCAUCCCCAGACUGCUUGAUCCUGAAGAUGUGGAUGUGGACAAGCCAGAUGAGAAGUCUAUUAUGACUUACGUGGCCCAGUUCCUAACACAAUACCCUGAUAUUCAUGGUGCAGGCUGCGACGUGCAAGAGAAUGAGAGGGAUGACAGACUAAUUUUGAAGGAAACAAAAGUUUGGAUAGAACAAUUUGAGAGAGAUUUGACAAGAGCACAGAUGACGGAGUCAAAUCUCCAGGACAAAUAUCAGUCAUUUAAGCACUUCAGAGUUCAAUAUGAGAUGAAAAGGAAACAGGUGGAACAUAUGAUACAGCCAUUGCAGAGAGACGGCAAACUGACGCUCGACCAAGCCUUGGUCAAGCAGUGCUGGGAGAGAGUGUCGUCCAGGCUCUUCGAUUGGCAUAUACAACUGGAUAAAUCUCUCCCUGCACCUCUGGGAACUAUAGGUGCCUGGCUAUACAGGGCAGAGGUGGCCCUGAGAGAAGAGAUCACUAUUCAGCAGGUCCACGAGGAAACAGCAAACACAAUCCAAAGGAAACUUGAGCAACAUAAGGAUCUGCUUCAAAAUACAGAUGCCCACAAAAAAGCAUUCCAUGAAAUCUACCGGACCAGGUCUGUCAAUGGAAUCCCAAUGCCUCCUGACCAGCUAGAGGACAUGGCUGAGAGGUUUCAUUUCGUGUCCUCCACAUCCGAGCUGCACUUAAUGAAAAUGGAAUUUCUCGAACUGAAGUACCGUCUGCUGUCCCUGCUGGUCCUCGCUGAGUCAAAGCUGAAGUCCUGGAUCAUCAAGUACGGGAGGCGAGAGUCCGUGGAGCUGCUGCUGCAAAGCUAUAUCUCUUUUAUAGAAAACAGCAAGUUCUUUGAACAGUACGAAGUGACCUACCAGAUCCUGAAACAGACAGCUGAGAUGUACAUCAAAGCAGACGGCUCAGUGGAAGAAGCUGAGAACGUGAUGAAAUUCAUGAAUGAAACCACCGCCCAGUGGAGGAACCUGUCUGUGGAAGUGCGGAGUGUGAGAAGCAUGCUGGAGGAGGUGAUCUCCAACUGGGACCGCUAUGGUGACACCGUGGCUAGUCUUCAAGCCUGGCUAGAAGAUGCAGAGAAGAUGCUAAGCCAAUCAGAAAAUGCCAAGAAGGAUUUUUUUCGGAAUUUGCCUCACUGGAUUCAGCAGCACACGGCCAUGAAUGAUGCUGGGAACUUCCUGAUUGAGACCUGCGAUGAGAUCGUUUCUCGAGACCUUAAGCAGCAAUUGCUCUUGCUCAACGGUCGAUGGAGGGAGCUGUUCAUGGAAGUCAAGCAGUAUGCAAGAGCAGACGAGAUGGACAGAAUGAAGAAAGAAUAUGCAGACGUCACUACCACCCUCUCUGGUUUUGCAACCGAAGCCCACAGAAAACUCUCUCAGCCUUUAGAAGUCUCUUUUAUCAAUGUCAAGUUAUUAAUUCAAGACUUGGAGGAUAUGGAGAAGAGGGUGCCUGUGAUGGACGCUCAGUACAAGAUGAUUGCCAAGAAAGCACAUCUCAUUGCCAAAGAAAGCCCCCAAGAGGAAGCGAAUGAAAUGCUUGCAUCCAUGUCCAGGCUUAAAGAACAGCUAUCCAAGGUCAAAGAAUGUUACUCCCCACUGUUGUAUGAGGCCCGGCAGCUGUCUGUUCCUUUGGAAGAACUGGAGAUGCAAAUCACGUCCUUUUACGACUCACUGGGCAAAAUCAACGAGGUUCUAUCAGUUCUUGAGCAAGAAGCACAAUCUAGUGCUCUUUUUAAGCAAAAACACCAGGAACUGUUAGCUUGUCAGGAGAACUGUAAGAAAUCCUUGGCACUCACGGAGAAGGUCAGCCAAAGUGUUCAGAAGCUCAUGUCCUUAAGUCAGGCCUUAAAGCACUGGGAUCACACAAAACUGCAGAAGCAGGUAGCAGAUGUGCAUCAUGCAUUCCAGAAUAUGAUCAAAAAAACGGGGGACUGGAAGAAGCACGUGGAAGCCAACACCCGUUUGAUGAAGAAAUUUGAGGAGUCUCGGGCAGAGUUGGAGAAGGUGCUCAGGGUUGCUCAGGAGGGCCUAGAGGAGAAAGGGGACCCUGAGGAACUCCUUCGGAGACACACGGAAUUCUUCAGCCAGCUGGACCAGAGGGUCCUCAAUGCUUUCCUAAAAGCCUGUGAUGAACUAACUGACAUCCUCCCAGAGCAGGAGCAGCAAGGCCUGCAGGAGGCUGUUCGGAAGCUACACAAACAGUGGAAGGAUCUCCAGGGAGAGGCCCCUUAUCAUUUGCUCCAUUUGAAAAUCGCUGUGGAGAAGGACAGAUUCUCAGCUGCUGUGGAGGAGUGCAGAGCUGAGCUGGAGCGAGAGACCAGGCUGGCUCCACAGGAAGGCAGCGAGAAGAUCAUCAAGGAACACAGGGUUUUCUUCAGUGACAAGGGUCCUCACCAUCUCUGUGAGAAGAGGCUACAGCUCAUAGAGGAACUGUGUGUGAAACUCCCAGUCCGGGACCCAGUAAGGGACACAUCUGGAGCCUGUCAUACAGCUCUCAAAGAGCUCAAAGCUUCCAUUGACAACACUUACAUGACGCUUGUGGAUGACCCAGACAAGUGGAAGGAUUAUACUAGCAGGUUUUCUGAGUUUUCCUCUUGGGUGUCUGCAAAGGAGGCAUGGUUGAAGAAAGUCAAGGAUACGCCCAUUGACACUGGCAACCACGAUGAGGUUAAGCACAUGGUAGAUGACAUCAGAAGUGACAUUACCAAGAAAGGAGAGAUUCUCAGCUGGCUGAAAUCCAGGCUUAAGCAUUUGAUUGAUGUUUCUUCAGAGAACGAAGCCCAAAAGCGAGGGGAUGAGUUGGCAGAAUUAUCAAGCUCUUUCAAGACUCUCAUGGCUUUACUGUCAGAGGUUGAAAAGAUGCUAAGCAACUUCGGAGAAUGCGUUCAGUACAAAGAAAUCGUGAAAAGUUCCCUUGAGGGGUUGCUGUCGGGGUCUGAAGAAAGCAAGGAAGAGGCUGAGACAAUCCUAGACACAGAAAAUCUGUUUGAGGCACAGCAGUUGCUCCUGCAUCACCAGCAAAAGACAAAGAUGAUCUCGGCGAAGAAGAGAGACCUCCAGCAACAGAUGGAGCUGGCGCAGCAGGGUGGGCAGUCAGGCCCAGGUCAAGAGGAGCUGCGGAAACUGGAGAGCACCCUCUCGGGCCUGGAGCAGAGCAGGGAGAGGCAGGAACGUCGCAUCCAGGUGAGCUUGAGAAAAUGGGAGCGGUUUGAGACAAACAAGGAGACGGUGGUCAGAUAUCUUUUCCAGACAGGUUCCAGCCACGAACGCUUCCUGAGCUUUAGCAGUUUGGAAAGCCUGUCAUCAGAGUUGGAGCAGACAAAGGAGUUUUCUAAGAGGACAGAAAGUAUUGCCACCCAGGCUGAGAAUCUUGUCAAGGAAGCUGCCGAGAUGCCAUUGGGGCCCCGGAAUAAACGCCUGCUUCAGCAGCAGGCCAAGUCAAUCAAGGAGCAGGUCAAAACCCUAGAAGACACACUUGAAGAAGAUAUUAAAACCAUGGAAAUGGUGAAAUCCAAGUGGGAUCAUUUUGGCAGUAAUUUUGAGACCCUGUCCAUCUGGAUAACGGAGAAAGAAAAUGAACUCAAUUCCUUGGAAACGUCAGCGUCUGCCACGGAUGUGCAGAUCAGCCAAAUCAAGGUCACAAUUCAAGAAAUAGAAAGUAAAAUUGACAGCAUUGUAAGGCUAGAAGAAGAAGCCCAGUCCUUUGCCCAGUUUGUCACCACGGGAGAGUCUGCUCGGAUCAAAGCCAAGUUGACCCAGAUACGAAGAUACUGGGAAGAACUCCAAGAGCAUGCCCGGGGCCUAGAAGGGACAAUCCUGGGCCACCUAUCCCAGCAGCAGAAGUUUGAAGAGAAUCUGAGAAAGAUCCGGCAAUCUGUGUCUGAAUUCGCAGAGAGGCUGGCUGAGCCGAUUCAAAUAUGUUCCUCAGCGGCAGAGACAUACAAAGUUCUCCAGGAGCAUAUGGAUCUCUGUCAGGCCCUAGAGUCCCUCAACAGCACGGUUACCAUGUUCUCAGCCAGUGCCCAGAAGGUGGUAAACAGAGGCUGCACCCAGGAGGCUGCAGCCCUACAGCAGCAGUAUGAGGAGAUUCUGCACAAAGCCAAAGAGAGACAGAAGGCCCUGGAGGACCUGCUGGUUCACUGGCAGAGGUUGGAAAAGGGACUGUCACCCUUCCUGACCUGGUUAGAGCGAUGCGAAGCCAUAGCAAGGUCACCAGAAAAGGACAUUUCUGCAGACAGAGCCAAAGUAGAAAGUGAACUGCAGUUAAUACAGGCCCUGCAAAAUGAAGUCCAGUCCCAGGCCUCACGCUACAGCAGUCUCCUGCAGCUGAAGGAAGCCCUGUUCUCAGCAGCCUCACAAGAGGAUGUGGCGAUGAUAAAGUUGCAGUUGGCACAGCUGGACGAACGCUGGGGAGACUUACCUCAGAUAAUCAGCAAAAGGAUGCGCUUCCUCCAGUCCGUGCUGGCUGAGCACACACAGUUUGAUGAACUGCUGCUUACCUUCUCUGUGUGGAUCAAGCAGUUUCUCAGCGAAUUGCAAAGGACUUCAGAGAUAAAUUUAAGGGACCAUCAAGUGGCUCUUACUCGGCACAAGGACCAGGCUGCAGAAAUAGAGAAGAAGAGAGGAGAGGUAAAACAUCUUCAAGGUCACUUAGCGCAGUUGAGGAGUCUGGGCAGAGCCGAGGACCUUCACCCACUGCAGAGCAAGGCUGACGACUGCUUCCAGCUCUUCGAAGAGGCCAGCCAGGUCGUGGAAAGGCGGAAGCUGGCUCUGGCACAGCUGGCAGAGUUCCUCCAGAGCCAGGCCUGCCUGUCAAGUCUUCUCCAGCAGCUCAGGCAGACAGUGGAAGCCACCAGAAGCAUGAGUAAGAAGCAGUCCGACGCCCUCAAGAAGGACCUUCGCGAUGCCAUUCAAGACGUGAAGACAUUAGAAUCCAGUGCCAUCAGUCUCGAUGGCACCCUGACCAAAGCCCAGUGCCACCUGAAAAGUGGGAACCCUGAGCAGAGGACUUCCUGCAGAGCCACCACCGACCAGCUCGCUUUAGAAGUAGAGAGGAUCCAGAACCUUCUGGGAACCAAGCAGAGUGAGGCGGAUGCCCUGGUGGCGUUGAAAGAUGCAUUCCAGGAACAGAAAGAGGAGCUUCUGAGGAGCAUUGAAGACAUUGAAGAGAGGACCGACAGGGAGCGGCUGAAAGAGCCCACCCGUCAGGCGCUGCAGCACAGGCUGAGAGUGUUUAACCAGCUGGAGGAUGAGCUGAACUCCCAUGAGCAUGAGCUCUGCUGGCUGAAAGACAAAGCAAAACAAAUCGCCCAGAAGGACGUUGCGUUCGCGCCUGACGUGGAUAGGGAGGUGAACCGCUUAGAGGCGACCUGGGACGACACCAAAAGACUAAUUCAUGAAAACCAGGGCCAGUGCUGUGGACUCAUUGACUUAAUAAGAGAAUAUCAGAACUUGAAGUCAGCAGUGUGUAAAGUUCUGGAAGAUGCAAGCAAUGUCGUUGCGAAGAGAGCUACCAUUAAGGACAAGGAGGAUCUUAAGUGGGCUUUUUCCAAGCAUGAAACUGCCAGGAAUGAAAUGAAUUCUAAACAGAAAGAGUUGGAUAGUUUUACCAGCAAAGGCAAACACUUGUUAUCUGAGCUGAAAAAAAUCCACAGUGGAGAUUUCAGUCUGGUCAAGACAGACAUGGAGAGCACCCUGGACAAAUGGCUGGAUGUCUCAGAGAAAAUUGAGGAAAACAUGGACAGGCUGAGAGUGAGCCUGUCCACCUGGGAUGACGUCCUUUCAAGUAAAGAUGAGAUCGAAGGAUGGUCCAGCAGCUCUCUCCCACAGCUGGCGGAAAACAUCAGCGACCUAAACAACAGUCUCAGAGCUGAAGAGUUCCUGAAAGAACUGGAGUCUGAAGUUAAAAACAAAGCCUUAAAAUUGGAAGAACUGCAUUCCAAAAUCAACAAUCUUAAAGAACUAACGAAAAAUCCAGAAACGCCAACGGAACUUCAGUUUAUAGAAGCAGACUUGAGGCAGAAGCUGGAACACGCCAAAGAAAUCGCCGAGGAAGCAAAGGGAACCCUGAAGGAUUUCACGGCUCAGAGUACCCAAGUGGAGAGGUUUGUCAAGGACAUCACAGCCUGGCUGAUCAACGUGGAGGAAUCGUUGACCAGAUGUGCCCAAACGGAGACUUGUGAAGGGCUGAAGAAAGUCAAGGACAUACGAAAAGAACUUCAAAGUCAACAAAAGAGCAUCAUCUCCACCCAGGAAGAACUCAACGCUCUGUGCCGGAAGUACCACUCGGUGGAGUUGGAAAGCCUGGGCCAGGCAAUGACUGGGCUAAUAAAGAAACACGAAGCCACAAGCCAGCUGAGCUCCCAAACCCAAGCCAGCAUACAGGACGCUCUGGAAAAACACUUCAGUGGUUCUAUGAAAGAAUUCCAAGAAUGGUUUUUAGGAGCAAAAGCAGCAGCCAGAGAGGCUUCUAAUCUAACUGGUGACAGCCAAGUUCUCGAAGCCAGGCUCCACGACCUUCAGGGUGUUCUGGAUUCACUCAGUGAUGGGCAGAGCAAGCUGGAUGCUGUGACUCAGGAAGGACAAACUCUGUACGCACAUCUGCCCAAGCAGAUCAUUAGCAGCAUCCAGGAACAAAUCACAAAAGCCAAUGAAGAAUUCCAAGCUUUCCUGAAACAAUGCCUUAAAGAUAAGCAGGCUCUCCAGGACUGUGUUUCAGAGCUGGGGAGCUUUGAGGACCAGCACAGAAAACUGAACUUAUGGAUCCAAGAGAUGGAAGAAAGGUUACACACAGAAAACUUGGGGGAGAGUAAGCACCAUCUUUCUGAGAAGAAAAACGAAAUCCAUAAAGUCGAGAUGUUCCUGGGAGAACUUCUGGCUGCCAGAGAGUCCCUCGACAAGCUCUCCCAGAGAGGGCAGCUUCUCAGCGAAGAGAGCCACGGUGCAGGGAAGGGAGGCCGCCGGAGCACCCAGCUCCUGACCAGCUACCAGAACCUUCUCAGAGUAACGAAAGAGAGGCUGCGCGGCUGUCAGCUGGCCCUGCAGGAGCACGAGGCUCUGGAAGAAGCCACCCGGGUCAUGUGGUCCCGGGUGCAGGAUGUGCAAGACAGGAUGGCUUGUGCAGAGAGCACUCUUGGGGACAAGGAGACGUUGGAGGGGCGAUUGUCGCAGAUCCAGGACAUUCUCCUUAUGAAAGGUGAAGGAGAGGUAAAGUUGAAUCUGGCCAUUGGCAAAGGGGACCAGGCCUUAAGGAGCAGCAACAAGGAGGGUCAGCAGGCGAUUCAGGAUCAGCUGGAGGUGCUCAAAAAGGCGUGGGCUGACGUCAUGAGUUCGGCUGUCCACGCGCAAAGCGUCCUGGAGUCUGUGAUUGACCAAUGGAAUGACUAUCUGGAGAAGAAAAGCCAGUUGGAGCAGUGGAUGGAAUCAGUGGACCAGAAAGUAGAGCAUCCUUUACAGCUGCAGCCGGGGCUCAAGGAGAAAUUUUCCCUGCUGGACCACUUUCAGUCCAUUGUCUCCGAGGCGGAAGAUCACACUGGAGCUCUGCAGCAGCUAGCAGCAAAGUCCAGGGAGCUCUACCAGAAGACCCAGGAUGAGUCCUUCAAAGAGGCUGGCCAGGAGGAACUGAGAACACAGUUUCAGGACAUAGUGACUGUGGCCAAGGAGAAAAUGAGGACAGUAGAGGACCUUGUGAAAGAUCACCUCAUGUACUUAGAUGCUGUCCAGGAAUUUACAGAUUGGCUCCACUCAGCCAAGGAAGAGCUUCACCGCUGGUCGGACACAUCUGGGGACUCAUCAGCCACCCAGAAAAAGCUGUCGAAAAUCAAGGAGCUGAUAGAUUCCAGAGAAAUCGGUGCAGGACGCCUAAGCAGAGUGGAGUCGCUGGCCCCGGCCGUGAAACAGAACACAGCUGCCAGUGGGUGUGAACUUCUGAACGCCGAGAUGCAGGCCCUGCGCGCCGACUGGAGGCAGUGGGAAGAUUGCCUCUUCCAAGCACAGAGCAGCCUGGAGAACCUGGCCAGUGAAAUGGCUCUGUCCGAGCAGGAGUUCCUCGGCCAGGUGGCCCGACUCGAGCAGGCCCUGGAACAGUUCAGCACCCUUCUGAAAACCUGGGCACAGCAGCUCAGCCUCCUGGAAGGCAAGAACACGGAUGAGGAGAUAGUGGAAUGCUGGCAUAAAGGGCAAGAGAUCCUGGAUGCUCUACGAAAGGCAGAGCCUAUGACAGAGGACCUCAAGUCUCAGUUGAAUGAACUUUGCCGGUUUUCCAGGGACCUGAGUCCAUACAGUGGGAAAGUCUCAGGCUUAAUUAAAGAAUAUAAUUGUCUCUGUCUGCAAGCUUCCAAGGGCUGCCAGAAUAAAGAGCAGAUUUUGCAAGAAAGAUUUCAGAAGGCCUCCAGGAACUUCCAGCAGUGGUUGGUUAAUGCAAAAAUCACCACCGCCAAAUGUUUUGAUCUACCUCAGAAUCUUAGUGAAGUUUCUUCCAGUCUUCAGAAGAUACAGGAGUUUCUGUCAGAAAGUGAAAAUGGGCAGCAUAAACUAAACACGAUGCUGUCCAAAGGGGAGCUGCUGAGCCCUCUGCUGACCAAAGAGAAAUCACAAGCUGUCCAGGCCAAAGUCCUAACCGCAAAAGAAGACUGGAAAAAUUUUCAUGCAAAUCUCCACCAAAAGGAAUCUGCUUUGGAGAAUCUAAAGAUCCAGAUGAAAGACUUUGAAGUGAGCGCAGAACCUGUGCAGAACUGGCUGAGUAAGACGGAGAGGCUCGUGCAGGAGAGCAGCAGUCGCCUCUAUGACCUGCCUGCCAAGAGGAGAGAACAGCAGAAGCUGCAGUCUGUCCUUGAGGAGAUACAGUGCUACGAGCCUCAGCUCCACAGGCUGAAGGAGAAAGCUCAGCAGCUGUGGGAGGGACAAUCGGCAAGCAAGAGCUUUGUGCACAGAGUGUCGCAGCUGUCUUCUCAGUAUCUAGCGCUAAGCAAUGUAACUAAGGAGAAAGUGUCCAGGCUGGACAGAAUUGUGGCUGAGCACAACCAGUUCUCCCUGGGCGUUAAGGAACUGCAGGACUGGAUGUCGGACGCGGUUCAUAUGCUGGAUUCGUACUGCCUCCCCACGUCGGAUAAAAGUGUGCUGGAUGGCAGAAUGUUGAAACUGGAGGCCCUGUUGUCAGUGAGACAGGAAAAAGAGAUUCAGAUGAAAAUGCUCGUGACCCGGGGGGAGUCUGUUCUGCAGAGUACCUCUCCGGAAGGCAGCCCUGCGGUUCAGCAGCAGCUGCAGGCUGUGAAGGAGAUGUGGGAAUCCCUCUUGUCUGCGGCAAUUCGGUGUAAGAGUCAGCUGGAAGGAGCACUCUCAAAGUGGACACAUUAUCAGGAUGACGUGCGGCAGUUCUCCAGCUGGAUGGAUGGUGUGGAAGUCAGCCUGACCGAAUCAGAAAGACAGCACACAGAGCUAAGAGAGAAAAUAGCCGCUCUGGGGAAAGCCAAGCUAUUAAAUGAGGAAGUGUUGAGUCAUGGCAGCCUGCUGGAGACUAUUGAAGUCAAGAGAGCAGCUAUGACGGAGCAUUACGUCACCCAGUUAGAACUGCAGGACCUGCAGGAACGGCAUCAAUCUCUCAAAGAGAAGGCCAAGGAAACAGUGAUAAAAUUAGAGAAACUGGUCCGCCUUCACCAAGAGUACCAGAGAGACCUAAAGGUGUUUGAGAGUUGGCUGGGGCAAGAACAAGAGAAACUUGACCGAUGCUCAGCGCUUGAGGGCGACACCAGCACUCACGAGACAACGUUGCGAGAUCUUCAGGAGCUUCAAGUGCGCUGUGCUGAGGGUCAGGCCCUGCUGAACUCAGUACUUCAUACCAGGGAGGAUGUGAUCCUGUCAGGCCUCCCCCAGGCGGAAGACAGAGUGCUGGAGUCUCUUCGUCAGGACUGGCAGGCGUACCAGCACAGGCUGGCUGAGACCCGGACGCAGUUCAACAACAUUGUGAACAAACUGAGGCUGAUGGAGCAGAAGUUCCAGCAAGCUGACGAAUGGCUCAAAAGGAUGGAGGAGAAAGUGACCUUCAGGAGCGAAUCCCAGAGCAGCCGGUCCGCCAAGGAGAUCCAGUUGCUUCAGCUCAAGAAGUGGCAUGAAGACCUGUUGGCACACAGAGAUGAGGUUGAGGAGGUGGGAACCAGAGCCCAGGAGAUCCUGGAUGAGAGCCACGUAAGCAGCAGGAUGGGCUGCCAGGCCACCCAGCUGACGUCCCGGUAUCAGGCCCUGCUGUUGCAAGUGCUGGAGCAGAUAAAAUUCUUAGAAGAGGAAAUCCAGUGUCUGGAAGAGACAGAAUCCUCCCUCAGUUCCUAUUCGGACUGGUAUGGCUCCACUCAUAAAAACUUCAAGAAUGUGGCUACCAAAAUCGAUAAAGUCGAUGAAGCAAUGAUGGGGAAAAAACUGAAGACGUUGGAGGUUUUAUUAAAAGACAUGGAGAAGGGCCACAGUCUGCUGAAAUCUGCUCGAGAGAAAGGGGAGAGGGCCGUGAGAUUCCUGGAGGAGCCUGAGGCCGAGGUGCUAAGGAAGGAGAUCCACACCCACAUGGAGCAGCUGAAGAACUUGACGAGCGCCGUCCGGAAGGAGCACGUGAGCCUGGAGAAAGGCCUUCACUUAGCCAAAGAGUUCUCAGACAGAUACAAAGUGCUGACCCAGUGGAUGUCAGAACACCAGGAAGUCCUGCGCAUGCCCGAAGAAGCCAAAAUGGAGCUAUAUGAGAAAAAAGCGCAGCUAUCCAAAUACAAGUCACUCCAACAAAUGGUGCUGUCCCAUGAGCCGUCUCUGAACUCGGUGCAAGAGAAGGGUGAGGCGCUUCUGGAACUGGUACAGGAUCAGACCUUAAAGGACAAGAUACAGAAACUUCAAAGUGACUUCCAGGACCUCUGCAGCGCAGGAAAGGAGCACGUCUCCAGUCUGGAAGCAAAAGUCAGAGACCACGAAGACUACAACAGUGAACUCCAAGAGGUGGAGAGAUGGCUGCUGCAGAUGUCUGGCCGGCUGGUGGCACCUGACCUUUUGGAGACGAGCAGCCUAGAGACUAUUACCCAGCAGCUGGCCCAUCAUAAGGCGAUGAUGGAAGAAAUAGCAGGUUUCGAAGACCGCCUAGACAACCUUAAGACCAAAGGUGACACUUUGGUUGGCCAGUGCCCAGACCACCUGCAAGGAAAGCAGAAGCAGUGUGUACAGGCUCACCUGCAGGGCACAAAGGACAGUUACUCAGCAAUCUGCAGCACAGCCCAGAGGGUAUACCGCAGCUUGGAAUAUGAACUUCAGAAGCACGUCAGCAGGCAAGACACUCUGCAGCAGUGCCAGGCAUGGAUCUCUGCGGUCCAGCCAGACCUGAAGCCCAGCCCGCAGCCACCUCUCAGCAGGGCAGAAGCUGUUAAGCAGGUCAAACACUUCAGAGCUUUGCAAGAGCAGGCAAGGACCUACUUGGAUCUCCUUUGCUCCAUGUGUGACUUGUCAAACUCCUCAGUGAAAAACACAGCAAAAGACAUUCAGCAAACAGAGCAGCUGAUUGAGCAACGGCUGGUCCAAGCACAGAACUUAACUCAGGGCUGGGAAGAGAUCAAGAACCAGAAGGCAGAGCUCUGGAUUUACCUGCAGGAUGCAGACCAGCAGCUGCAGAACAUGAAGAGGAGGCACGCCGAGCUGGAGAUGAAGAUUGCGCAGAACAUGGUCUUGCAAGUGAAGGAUUUUGUUAAGCAGCUACAGUGCAAGCAGGCCUCUGUGAGCACCAUCGUGGAAAAGGUGAACAUGCUAACAAAGAACCAGGAGUCCCCUGAGCUCAAGGAAAUAAGCCACCUGAAGGACCAGUGGCAAGACCUUUGCCUCCAGUCUGACAAGCUGUGUGCACAGAGAGAACAGGACCUCCAGAGAACCAGCAGCUACCACGACCACAUGAGUAUCGUCGAAGCCUUUCUUGAAAAGUUUACUACAGAAUGGGACAACCUGGCCAGAUCUAAUGCGGAAAGCACAGCUGUCCACUUGGAGGCUUUGAAGAAGCUAGCCUUGGCCUUACAGGAGCAAAAGCAUGCCAUCGACGACCUGAAAGACUGCAAACAGAAACUGACAGAGCAGCUGAGUCUCGAUGACAGAGAGCUGGUGAGAGAACAGACCAGUCACUUCGAGCGACGGUGGUUUCAGCUCGAGGACCUCGUCAAGAGGAAAAUCCAGCUGUCGGUCACCAACUUGGAGGAAUUAAAUGUGGUCCAAGCCAGAUUCCAGGAGCUGACGGAGUGGGCUGAAGAGCAGCAGCCUGCCAUUGUGGAGGCCCUGAAGCAGAGCCCACCUCCUGACAUGGCUCAGCACCUCCUCACGGACCACCUGGCCAUCUGCAGUGAGCUGGAAGCCAAACAGGCGCUCCUCAAGUCCCUGACGAAGGAUGCAGAUCGCGUGAUGGCUGACCUAGGCCUCAACGAACGGAGGGUGAUCCAGAAGGCGCUCUCAGAGGCUCAGAAGCAUGUGAGUUGUCUCAGUGACUUAGUGGGCCAGCGAAGGAAGUACUUGAACAAGGCUCUGUCUGAGAAAACCCAGUUUCUCAUGGCAGUCUUUCAGGCCACCAGCCAAAUCCAGCAACACGAGCGAAAGAUCAUGUUCCGGGAAUAUAUCUGCCUACUUCCGGAUGACGUGAGCAAGCAGGUCAAAACGUGUAAGACUGCCCAGGCCAGCCUCAAGACCUACCAAAAUGAAGUCACUGGACUUUGGGCACAGGGUCGGGAAUUAAUGAAAGGAAUAACAGAGCAAGAACGGGAUGAGGUACUGGGGAAGCUUCAGGAGUUGCAGACCGUCUAUGACACGGUUUUGCAAAAAUGCAGUCACAGGUUGCAAUCGCUAGAGAAGAGUCUGGUUUCUAGAAAGCAUUUUAAGGAAGAUUUUGAUAAAGCCUGCCACUGGCUUAAACAAGCAGACAUUGUCACAUUUCCUGAGAUCAAUCUCAUGAGCGAGAAGAUUGACCUCCAAGCUCAACUGGACAAAUACCAAAGCAUUCUGGAACAAUCUCCUGAGUAUGAAAACCUUCUACUCACACUGCAAACCACUGGGCAGGCCAUGCUGCCAUCACUCAAUGAAGUUGAUCACUCCUACCUCAGUGAAAAACUCAACGCUCUGCCCCAGCAAUUCAAUGUCAUCGUCGCCUUGGCUAAGGAUAAAUUCUAUAAAAUCCAGGAAGCAAUUUUGGCCCGGAAGGAAUAUGCUUCUUUGAUCGAGUUGACAACCCAGUCUCUGGGUGACCUGGAGGACCAGUUUCUAAAGAUGAGGAAAAUGCCUUCAGACCUGAUUGUCGAGGAGAGUUUGUCUCUUCAAGAGAGCUGCAGAGCCCUUCUGGGUGAGGUGGUGGCCCUUGGGGAAGCUGUAAAUGAACUGAACCAGAAAAAAGAGAGUUUUCGCAGCACAGGUCAGCCUUGGCAGCCAGAGAAGAUGCUACAGCUGGCCACCCUGUAUCACAGGCUGAAGCGGCAGGUAGAGCAAAGGAUCAGUUUGUUGGAAGACACCACCGGCGCUUACAAAGAGCAUGCGCGGAUGUGCAGGCAGCUCGAGAGUCAGCUCGAAGUGGUGAAGAGAGAGCAGGCCAAAGUGAACGAGGAAACGCUGCCUGCCGAGGAGAAGCUCAAGGUGUACCACUCACUGGCAGGCAGCCUGCAGGACUCGGGGAUUCUGCUCAAACGCGUGGCCGCACACCUGGAAGACCUUUCUCCACACCUCGAUCCCACGGCUUAUGAGAAAGCCAAGGGUCAGGUCCAGUCCUGGCAGGAGGAGCUAAAACAGAUGACGUCUGACGUCGGGGAGAUGGUGACAGAGUGCGAGAGCAGGAUGGUACAGAGCAUAGACUUCCAGACUGAGAUGAGCCGUUCCCUGGACUGGCUCCGGAGGGUAAAGGCAGAGCUCAGUGGGCCUGUGUGCCUUGACCUCAGCCUCCAGGACAUCCAGGAGGAGAUCAGAAAGAUCCAGAUCCACCAGGAGGAGGUCUUGUCCAGCCUGAGGAUAAUGAGUGCUUUGAGUCACAAGGAGCAAGAGAAGUUCACCAAAGCCAAGGAGCUGAUUUCUGCAGACCUGGAACACACGCUGGCUGAGCUCCAGGAGCUAGACGGAGACGUGCAGGAAGCGCUGCGCACCCGGCAGGCAACCUUGACCGAAAUAUACAGUCAGUGUCAAAGGUUUUAUCAAGUGCUCCAAGCAGCUAAUGAUUGGCUGGAGGAUGCCCAGGAAAUGCUACAGCUGGCAGGCAACGGCCUGGAUGUCGAGAGUGCGGAGGAAAACCUCAAAAGUCACAUGGAGUUUUUCAAAACAGAGGGUCAGUUCCACAGCAAUGUGGAGGAGCUCCGAGGUCUUGUGGCUAGGCUGGACCCACUCAUCAAACCAACAGGGAAGGAAGAGCUGGCACAGAAGAUGGCUUCUCUGGAAAAGAAGAGUCAGAAGGUUAUCCAGAGCUCCCACACCCAGCGGGACCUCCUGCAGAGAUGUGCGGUUCAGUGGCAAGAGUAUCAGAAAGCCAGGGAAGGGGUGAUCGAGUUGAUGAAUGAUGCGGAGAAGAAGCUGGCGGGGUUUGCAGUGUUAAAGACAUCUUCCAGCCACGAAGCCGAAGAAAAGCUGUCAAAGCACAAGGCUUUAGUGUCUGUAGUUGACUCUUUCCAUGAGAAAAUUGUGGCUCUGGAGGAAAAAGCAUCACAACUAGAGCAGACCGGAAACGAUGCGAGCAAAGCGACCCUAAGCAGGUCGAUGACCACUGUCUGGCAGCGCUGGACGCGUCUCCGUGCUGUGGCCCAGGACCAGCAGAAGAUUCUGGAAGACGCAGUAGAUGAGUGGAAGCGCUUGAGCGCUAAGGUCAAAGAAACCACAGACGCGAUCAGUCAGCUCCAAGGUAGACUACCUGGAAGCUCAACAGAGAAAGUGUCAAAGGCAGAGCUCAUGGCCCUCCUGGAAAGUCAUGACACGUAUUUGAUGGACCUGGAGCGGCAGCAGCUGGCCCUGGGUGUGCUACAGCAGCGAGCAUUAAGCAUGCUGCAAGACGGAGCCCUCCCUGGACCCGAGGAAGAGACGACCAUGCUGCAGGAGAUCGCUGCGCUGCAGGACCAGUGUCUCAACAUGCAGGAGAAAGUGAAGACUCAUGGCAAACUGGUGAAGCACGAGCUCCAAGAACGGGAAGCAGUGGAGACUCGCAUUAAUUCUGUGAAGUCUUGGGUUCAAGAAACAAAGGACUACUUAGGGAAUCCAACAAUGGAGAUCGACACACAACUAGAAGAACUGAAGAGCCUCCUAGCUGAAGCCAUCAGCCACCGAGAGACCAUUGAGAAAAUCGCAGAAGAACAGAAGAAUAAGUACUUGGGUCUCUACACAAUCUUACCAUCUGAAAUCUCCCUUCAGCUAGCUGAAGUUGCAUUAGACCUGAAGAUCCAUGAUCAGAUCCAAGAGAAGGUACAAGAAAUUGAGCGGGGCAAGGUCAUGAGCCAGGAGUUUGGCCUCCAGAUUCAGAAGGUUGCCAAAGAUCUCACAACUAUCCUAACAAAGCUGAAAGCCAAAACGGACGAUCUAGUUCAAGCUAAGGCUGAGCACAAGGUGCUGGGGGAGGAGUUAGACGGCUGCAAUUCCAAGUUAAUGGAGUUGGAUGCUGCUGUACAGACAUUCUCGGAACAGCACGGUCAGCUGGGCAAGCCGCUGGCCAAGAAGAUAGGCAAGCUGACUGAGCUCCACCAGCAAACCAUCAGGCAGGCUGAGAACCGGCUGUCCAAACUCAACCAGGCGAUAUCCCACUUGGAAGAGUACAAUGAAAUGCUUGAAUCUGUUCGGAAAUGGAUGGAGAAAGCUAACAUCUUAGUGCAUGGAAACAUCGCCUGGAAUUCAGCAAGCCAGCUCCGAGAACAGUACAUCUUGCACCAGACACUGUUAGAAGAAUCUGAUGAAAUUGACAGCGACCUGGAAGCAAUGGCUGAGAAAGUGCAAUACCUUGCCAAUGUGUACUGCACGGGAAAGUUAUCACAGCAAGUGACACAGUUUGGACGGGAGACAGAGGAGUUACGGCAGGCUAUCAGAGUUCGUUUGCAGAGCCUCCAAGAUGCAGCCAAGGACAUGAAAAAGUUUGAAGGAGAGCUAAGAAACUUGCAGGCGGCUUUGGAACAAGCCCAGACAAUUCUGACUUCUCCCGAAGUGGGGCGCCUUAGUCUCAAGGAGCAGCUGUCCCAUCGACAGCAUCUGCUGUCUGAGAUGGAGUCACUGAAGCCAAAGGUGCAAGCCGUGCAGCGUUGCCAGAGUGCUCUCCGGAUCCCCGAGGACGUGGUCGCCAGCUUGCCCCUGUGCCACGCUGCCCUGCGGCUGCAGGAGGAAGCCAGUCAGCUGCAGCACACGGCCAUCCAGCAGUACAACAUCAUGCAGGCAGAAAGAAACAUAUUCUCCAUUUUCCCCCCAAAGGAGGCUGUAGUGCAGUAUGAACAGUACAAGCAGGAAAUGAAGCAUCUUCAGCAGCUGAUAGAAGAGGCUCACAGAGAGAUCGAGGACAAACCCAUGGCCACCAGCAACAUCCAGGAGCUCCAGGCACAGAUCUCUCAGCAUGAGGAGCUGGCGCAGAAAAUCAAGGGCUACCAGGAGCAGAUCGACUCUUUGAAUUCCAAAUGCAAGAUGCUGACGAUGAAAGCCAAGCACGCCACUAUGCUGCUGACCGUGACAGAGGUCGAGGGACUGGCUGAAGGGACGGAGGACCUGGACCAGGAGCUCCUCCCCACGCCUUCGGCCCACCCUUCCGUAGUCAUGAUGACUGCAGGUCGCUGUCACACUCUGCUGUCACCUGUCACUGAAGAGUCUGGGGAGGAGGGCACCAGCAGUGAGAUGUCCUCUCCACCUGCCUGUCGCUCCCCAUCACCUGUGGCUAACACGGAGGCGUCUGUUACCCAGGACAUUGCGUACUACCAAGCUCUGUCCGCCGAGGGGCUGCAGACAGAAGCUGCAAGAAUUCCCCCCAGUGCCGCUGUAGCCCAAGAGUUGUAUGAGCCAGGACUGGAGCCUUCAGCUACUGCCAAGCUGGGUGACUUACAACGUUCCUGGGAAACCUUAAAAAACGUGAUCAGUGAGAAACAGCGGACUCUCUACGAGGCUUUGGAGCGCCAGCAGAAGUACCAAGACUCUCUCCAGUCCGUCUCGACCAAAAUGGAGGCCAUGGAGAUGAAGCUGGGAGAAAGCCUCCAGCCCGGCCGGAGUCCAGAAAGCCAGAUGGCCGAACACCAGGCCCUGAUGGACGAGGUGCAGAUGCUGCAAGAUGAGAUCAGUGGGCUCCAGGCGGCUCUUGCGGAGGAGCUGGUGGCCGAGUCUCAGGAGUCGGACCCCGCGGAGCAGCUAGCCCUGCAGUCCACGCUCACUGUCCUGGCUGAGCGGAUGUCCACCAUCAGGAUGAAAGCAGCGGGCAAGCGGCAGCUUCUGGAGGAGAAGCUAAAUGAUCAGCUGGAGGAGCAGAGGCAGGAGCAGGCUCUGCAGAGGUACCGCUGUGAGGCGGAUGAGCUGGACCACUGGCUGCUCAGCACCAAGGCCACCCUGGAUGUUGCACUGGGUACCCAGGAGCCCAUGGACAUGGAUGCCCAGUUGGUGGACUGCCAGAACAUGCUCGCGGAAAUAGAGCAGAAAGUGGCGGCCCUGUCGCAGCUGUCUGUGCACAAUGAGAACCUGCUGUUGGAGGGCAAGGCUCACACGAAGGAUGAGGCGGAACAGCUGGCCGUGAAGCUGAGGGCUCUCAAAGGGAGCCUCGUGGAGCUGCAGAGGGCCCUGCACGACAGACAGCUCAACAUGCAGGGAGCCACACAGGAGAAAGAAGAGACCGAUGUUGACUUCGCAGCCACUCAGAGCCCGGGAGUCCAGGAAUGGCUCGCUCAAGCCCGCACCACGAGGACCCACCAGCGGCAGAGCAGCCUCCAGCAGCAAAAGGAGUUCGAACAGGAGCUGGCUGAGCAGAAGAACCUCCUGCGCUCAGUAGCUAGCCGUGGAGAGGAGAUUCUAACCCAGCAUUCCACCGCAGAAGGCUCAGGUGGCCCUGGUGACAAACCUGAUGUGUUAUCCCAGGACUUGGGGAUGGAAGGGGCGAAGUCGUUGGCUGAAGAGCAGAUGAGAGCGAAGUGGGAAACCCUACAGCAAGAGUUUAGUGCCAAGCAGAAGCUGCUACAGAAUGUUCUGGAACAGGAACAAGAACAAGUGCUAUACAGCAGUCCCAACAGACUCCUGUCAGGAGUCCUACCAUUCAGAGGGGACGCACAGACUCAAGAUAAGUCUUCGGUGACGUCCUUGCUGGAUGGACUGAGCCAGGCCUUCGGAGAGGUGUCCUCACAGAGUGGAGGGACAGACAGACAGAACAUUCACUUGGAGCAGAAGUUGUAUGAUGGAGUCUCAGCCACUUCCACCUGGUUGGAUGACGUCGAAGAGCGUUUAUUUGUGGCCACGGCACUUUUGCCAGAAGAAACAGAAGCUUGUCUCUUCAACCAGGAGGCUCUUGCCAAGGACAUUAAGGAAAUGUCUGAAGAAAUGGAUAAGAACAAGAACUUGUUUUCCCAAGCCUUCCCAGAGGACAGCGACAACCGGGAUGUCAUUGAAGAUACUCUGGGCUGUCUCUUGGGCAGAUUAUCCCUGCUGGAUUCAGUAGUGGAUCAACGAUGCCAUCAGAUGAAAGAAAGACUCCAGCAAAUCCUCAGUUUCCAGAAUGACCUGAAGGUGUUGUUUACAUCAUUAGCUGACAACAAAUACGUCAUUCUGCAGAAGCUGGCAAACGUUUUCGAACAGCCCAUUGUGGAACAGAUGCAGGCCAUCCAACAGGCUGAGGAAGGACUGAGGGAACUCGAGGGUGGAAUCUCGGAGUUGAAACGGCGGGCGGACAAGUUGCAAGUGGAACAGUCUGCCCUGCAAGAACUCUCCAAGCUCCAGGACAUGUAUGAUGAGCUAUUGGUGACUAUCAGUUCCCGGAGGAGCAGCCUCCACCAGAACCUUGCUCUCAAGAGUCAGUAUGAUAAGGCUCUACAAGAUCUGGUAGACCUGCUGGACACUGGGCAGGAGAAGAUGGCGGGGGACCAGAAGAUCAUCGUAUCCUCCAAAGAAGAAAUCCAGCAACUGCUCAGCAAGCACAAGGAAUACUUCCAGGGUCUGGAAUCACACAUGAUUUUGACAGAAAUACUCUUCAGAAAGAUCGUUGGCUUUGCAGCUGUGAAGGAAACUCAGUUCCACACGGACCGCAUGGCUCAGGCCUCUGCUGUGUUGAAGCAGGCUCACAAGAGAGGGGUGGAGCUUGAGUACAUCCUAGAGAUGUGGUCCCAUCUGGAUGAGAACCGCCAGGAGCUCAGCAGACACCUGGAGGGGAUAGAAAGCAGCAUCCCGAGUGUGGGUCUGGUGGAGGAGAGCGAGGACAGACUUGUGGAAAGGACAAGCCUCUACCAGCAUUUAAAAUCCAGCCUUAAUGAAUACCAACCCAAACUGUAUCAAGCACUGGAUGAUGGGAAGCGACUUUUGAUGUCUGUCAGCUGUUCAGAGCUUGAAAGUCAGCUAAAUCAGCUGGGCGAGCGCUGGCUCAGUAAUACAAACAAAGUGUCCAAGGAGCUUCACAGACUGGAGACCAUACUGAAACACUGGACCAGGUACCAAAGUGAAGCCUCGGAUCUGAAUCACUGGCUACAGUCCGCGAAGGACAGGCUGGCAUUUUGGACUCAACAAUCUGUGACGGUUCCACAGGAGCUGGAAAUGGUCCGGGAUCAUCUCAAUGCUUUCCUGGAGUUCUCCAAAGAAGUCGACGCCAAGUCUUCCCUCAAGUCGUCAGUCACAAGCACAGGAAAUCAGCUGCUUCGAUUAAAGAAAGUGGACACAGCUGCCCUGCGUGCUGAGCUGUCCCGCAUGGACAGCCAGUGGACUGACCUCCUGACAGGCAUUCCUGUUGUGCAGGAGAAGCUCCAUCAGCUCCAGAUGGACAAGCUGCCUUCCCGCCAUGCCAUUUCUGAGGUCAUGAGUUGGAUCUCACUCAUGGAAAGUGUCAUCCUGAAGGAUGAAGAAGACAUUAGAAAUGCCAUCGGUCACAAGGCGAUCCACGAAUACCUUCAGAAAUACAAGGGUUUCAAGAUAGACCUUAACUGCAAGCAGCUGACGGCGGACUUCGUGAACCAGUCGGUGCUUCAGAUCAGCAGUCAGGAUGUGGAGAGCAAACGCAGUGACAAGACAGAUUUCGCCGAGCAGCUCGGAGCGAUGAACAAAAGUUGGCAGGUCUUGCAAGGCCGAGUGGGUGAGAAGAUCCAGAUGUUGGAAGGCUUGUUGGAGUCGUGGUCAGAGUAUGAAAACGGUGUACAGUCUCUGAAAGCUUGGUUUGAAAACCAGGAGAGGAAGCUGGAAGAGCAGCGUCAAAUUGGUGAUCAGAAUUCUGUUCAGAAUGCACUGAAGGACUGUCAGGAACUGGAAGAUUUGAUUAAAGCAAAAGAAAAGGAGGUAGAGAAAAUUGAGCAGAACGGACUUGCAUUGAUUGAGAACAAGAGGGAGGAGGUCUCUGGCAGUGUCAUGAGCACCCUGCGGGAUCUCCGGCAGGCCUGGGCCAGUUUAGACCGCACGGCUGGACAAUUAAAGAUACAGCUAACAUCAGCUCUUGGCCAGUGGAGCAGUCACAAAGCAGCCUGGGAUGAGAUCAACAGUCACCUCAUGGAGGCCAGAUACUCCCUGUCCCGAUUCCGUUUGCUGACAGGCUCCUCCGAGGCUGUACAAGUUCAGGUCGACAAUCUUCAGAAUCUUCAUGAUGACCUAGAAAAGCAGGAAGGAGACUUAGAGAAAUUCGGCUCUAUCACCAACCAGCUGUUGAAGGAGUGUCACCCACCUGUGGCAGAAACCCUCUCCAGUACUCUGCAGGAAGUCAACAUGAGCUGGAAUAAUUUGCUGGAAGAGAUCGCCGAACAGCUGCACUCCAGCAAGGCCCUCCUUCAGCUCUGGCAGAGAUACAAGGACUACUCAAAGCAGUGUGCUGCUGCGGUCCAGACCCAAGAGGAACAGACCAGUGCGCUGUUGAAGGCAGCCGCGAACAAGGACAUCGCGGACGAUGAAGUCACCAAGUGGAUUCAGGAUUGCAACGACCUUCUCAAGGGGCUGGAGACAGUCAAGGACUCACUCUUCGUCCUCCGGGAGCUGGGAGAGCAGCUUGGGCAGCAGGUGGAUGCUUCUGCAGCCGCAGCCAUUCAGUGUGAACAGCUCUGCCUCAGCCAGCGCCUGGGGGCCCUGGAGCAGGCGCUUUGCAAGCAGCAAGCGGUGUUGCAGGCUGGAGUUGUUGACUAUGAAACAUUUGCCAAGAGCUUAGAAACCUUAGAGGCCUGGAUCGUGGAAGCUGAGGGCAUCCUCCAGGCACAGGACCCCACCCACUCCUCCGACCUCUCUACCAUCCAGGAGAGGAUGGAGGAACUGAAGGGACAGAUGCUAAAGUUCAGCAGCAUGGCUCCUGAUUUAGACCGCCUCAACGAGUUGGGGUACCGGUUACCCUUGAAUGACAAGGAGAUCAAGAGGAUACAGAACCUGAAUCGCCACUGGUCCCUGACCUCUUCUCAGACCACAGAAAGAUUCAGCAAGUUGCAGUCCUUCUUGCUGCAGCACCAGACUUUCUUGGAAAAGUGUGAGACGUGGAUGGAAUUCCUGGUUCAGACGGAGCACAAGUUGGCAGUGGAGAUCUCAGGCAAUUAUCAGCAUCUUUUGGAGCAGCAGAGAGCACAUGAGCUUUUUCAAGCGGAGAUGUUCAGCCGCCAGCAGAUCCUGCACUCCAUCAUUGUUGAUGGGCAGAAUCUUCUAGAACAAGGUCAAGUUGAUGACAGGGAAGAGUUCAGCCUGAAGUUGACGCUCCUCAGUAACCAGUGGCAGGGAGUGAUUCGCAGGGCCCAGCAGAGACGAGGGAUCAUUGACAGCCAGAUUCGCCAAUGGCAACGCUAUAGGGAAAUGGCUGAGAGGCUCCGUAAAUGGUUGGCUGAGGUGUCUCAUCUGCCCCUGAGUGGUCUUGGAAGCAUCCCAGUACCACUGCAACAAGUGAGGACGCUCUUUGAUGAAGUGCAGUUCAAAGAGAAGGUGUUCCUGCGCCAGCAAGGGAGCUACAUCCUGACGGUGGAGGCUGGCAAGCAGCUCCUCCUCUCUGCUGACAGUGGCGCCGAGGCCGCCUUGCAGGCCGAGCUCACAGACAUCCAAGAGAAGUGGAAGGCGGCCAGCAUGCAUCUGGAGGAGCAGAAGAAAAAGCUGGCUUUCUUGUUGAAAGACUGGGGAGAAUGUGAGAGAGGGAUAGCCCAUUCUCUGGAGAAGCUUCGAACGUUCAAAAAGAAGUUAUCUCAGCCUCUACCUGACCACCAUGAGGAUCUCCACGCGGAGCAGCUGCGGUGUAAGGAGCUAGAGAACGCAGCCGGGAGGUGGACGGAUGACCUGGCAGAGCUAGUACUGCUGAGGGAUGCCCUGGCUGUCUACCUCAGUGCCGAGGACAUCUCCAUCCUGAAGGAACGAGUGGGGCUUCUGCAAAGGCAAUGGGAAGAACUCUGUCACCAGGUCUCCCUAAGACGACAGCAAGUGAGCGAGCGCCUGAACGAAUGGGCUGUCUUCAGCGAGAAGAACAAGGAGCUGUGCGAGUGGUUGACCCAGAUGGAGAGCAAAGUCUCUCAGAACGGAGACAUCCUCAUCGAGGAGAUGAUAGAAAAACUCAAGAAGGAUUAUCAAGAGGAAAUUGCUGUUGCCCAAGAGAACAAAACCCAGCUCCAGCAAAUGGGAGAAAGGCUUGCUAAAGCCAGCCACGAGAGCAAAGCCUCUGAGAUUCAGUACAAGCUCAGCAAAGUGAACGACAGGUGGCAGCAUCUCCUGGAUCUCAUCGCAGCCAGGGUGAAGAAGCUCAAGGAGACCCUGGUGGCUGUGCAGCAGCUGGACAAGAACAUGGGCAGCCUGAGGACUUGGCUGGCCCACAUGGAGUCAGAGCUGGCCAAGCCCAUAGUCUACGAGUCUUGUAACUCCGAAGAAAUACAGAGGAAACUGAGCGAGCAGCAGGAGCUUCAGAGAGACAUCGAGAAACACAGCACCGGCGUCGCCUCCGUCCUCAACCUAUGUGAGGUCCUGCUGCACGACUGUGACGCCUGUGCCACCGACGCUGAGUGCGACUCCAUCCAGCAGGCCACUCGCAACCUGGACCGGCGGUGGAGGAACAUCUGCGCAAUGUCCAUGGAGAGGAGACUCAAAAUUGAGGAGACAUGGCGACUGUGGCAGAAGUUUCUGGAUGACUAUGCUCGGUUUGAAGACUGGCUGGAGAUCUCCGAAAGGACGGCUGCCUUCCCCAGUUCUUCUGGGGUGCUCUACACAGUUGCCAAGGAGGAGCUGAAGAAGUUUGAGGCUUUCCAGCGGCAGGUCCACGAGAGCCUGACCCAGCUAGAGCUUAUCAACAAACAGUACCGGCGCCUGGCCCGGGAGAAUCGCACCGACUCUGCCUGCAGCCUCAGGCAGAUGGUCCACGGAGGCAACCAGAGAUGGGACGACCUUCAGAAGCGCGUCACCUCCAUCUUGCGCAGGCUCAAGCAUUUCAUUAGCCAGCGUGAGGAGUUCGAGACUGCUCGGGACAGCGUUCUUGUCUGGCUCACAGAGAUGGAUCUGCAGCUCACCAACAUCGAACAUUUUUCUGAAUGUGACGUUCAAGCUAAGAUAAAGCAGCUCAAGGCUUUCCAACAGGAGAUCUCCCUGAACCACAAUAAAAUUGAGCAGAUCAUCGCCCAGGGGGAGCAGCUGAUAGAGAAGAGCGAACCACUGGAUGCCGCCGUCAUCGAGGAGGAGCUGGAUGAACUCCGACGCUACUGCCAGGAGGUCUUCGGACGCGUGGAAAGAUAUCACAAGAAACUCAUCCGCCUGCCCCUACCAGAUGACCAUGACCUCUCGGACCGAGAGCUAGAUCUCGAGGACUCCGCAGCUCUUUCAGACCUACACUGGCAGGACCCCUCUGCAGAUGGCAUGCCCUCCCCACAGCCUUCUUCCAACCCCUCCCUCUCCCUUCCUCAGCCCCUCCGGAGUGAGCGGUCAGGGCGAGACACUCCAGCCAGCGUGGACUCCAUCCCUCUGGAAUGGGACCACGAUUAUGACCUCAGUAGAGACCUGGAGUCAGCAUCUCGCACUCUGCCCUCAGAAGACGAAGAUGGUGAGGAAGACAAGGAGUUCUACCUCAGGGGAGCUGUUGGCCUGUCAGAUGUAGUGAUCCCUGAGAACCCCGAGGCCUAUGUAAAACUCACAGAAAAUGCAAUCAGAAAUACUUCGGGGGAUCCCAGCUCAUUGGAGUCACAGAUGAGGCAACUGGACAAAGCCCCGGAUGACAGCCACUUCCAGAUCCAGCAAACCGCAAAUAUCCUCAGAAGCAAAACUCCCACAGGGCCAGACCUGGACACCAGCUACAAGGGCUACAUGAAGCUGUUGGGUGAGUGCAGCGGCAGCAUAGAUUCCGUGAGGAGACUGGAGCACAAGCUGACGGAGGAAGAGAGCUUUCCUGGCUUUGUCAACCUCAACAGCACAGAAACCCAGACAGCUGGUGUGAUUGACCGCUGGGAGCUCCUGCAGGCCCAGGCCAUGAGCAAGGAGCUAAGGAUGAAGCAGAACCUUCAGAAAUGGCAGCAAUUUAAUUCUGACCUCAACAACAUCUGGGCCUGGCUAGGAGAGACCGAGGAGGAACUGGACAGGCUCCGGCACCUGGCGCUCAGCACCGACAUCGACACCAUAGAGUCUCACAUCAAAAAGCUCAAGGAGCUCCAGAAAGCCGUGGACCACCGCAAAGCUGUCAUCCUCUCCAUCAACCUCUGCAGCUCGGAGUUCACCCAGGCCGACAGCAGGGAGAGCCAGGACCUGCAGGAUCGCUUAUCCCAGAUGAACGGGAGGUGGGACCGAGUGUGCUCUCUGCUGGAGGACUGGAGGGGUUUGCUGCAGGAUGCGCUCAUGCAGUGCCAGGAAUUCCAUGAGAUGAGCCAUGCACUGCUUCUCAUGCUAGAAAACAUUGACAGAAGGAAAAAUGAAAUUGUCCCAAUUGAUUCAACCCUUGACCCCGAGACGCUUCAGGACCGUCACAAGCAACUCCUGCAAAUAAAGCAGGAGCUACUGAAGUCCCAGCUCAGAGUGGCCUCCCUACAAGACAUGUCUCGCCAACUCUUGGUGAAUGCCGAGGGUUCAGAUUGUCUAGAAGCCAAAGAAAAAGUCCAUGUGAUUGGAAACCGGCUCAAACUUCUCCUGAAGGAGGUCAGCCACCAUAUCAAGGAUCUGGAGAAGUUACUAGACAUGUCAAACAGUCAGCAGGAUUUGUCUUCAUGGUCUUCUGCAGAUGAGCUGGACACCUCAGGAUCCGUGAGUCCCACGUCCGGAAGAAGUACCCCAAACAGACAGAAAUCGACACGAGGCAAAUGUAGUCUCUCCCAGCCUGGACCCUCUGUCAGCAGCCCAAAGAGCAGGUCCACAAAAGGUGGCUCCGAUUCCUCCCUUUCUGAACCCAAGUCCGCACGGGUGGGCCGAGCCUUCCUCUUCCGGGUCCUCCGGGCAGCUCUUCCUUUUCAGCUGCUCCUGCUGCUGCUUAUCGGACUCACCUGCCUUGUACCCAUGUCGGAGAAAGACUACAGCUGUGCCCUCUCCAACACCUUUGCGCGAUCGUUCCAUCCGAUGCUCAGAUACACCAACGGUCCUCCUCCACUCUGAAGCAAGCAGAUAUCCCCGCACAGGCACGGGCAGCAAGAGGGGAAGCAGGCCCAAAGCAACCCCAGGCUCUCAGAGAAGACGUGAUCUUGGCAGAGGUCCUUAUACGGCAGCUUCAGUUCUCCAUACCUGUGUGUAAGAAAAGAAAAAAGAAAAAAAAAGAGCCUUCAGACAAAUGGACGGUAAACAACAGCAGAGGAACAAACAUGGGAUUGGUACUGUGUCAUUUGACACUCUGAGCCUUAAUACUAAAGAAAUUAAGGACAUAUAAUAUUCCCUGGACCCAUGUAGUCUGGGCCUUUGGCAUAGCCAAUGGCUCUCUCUAUUGGGCCAUCUGGGCAGCUUUCCUGUCACAGGAAAUAUUAAAAAGGAACCUGCCACCUCUCCAUGCUCCUGCUUCUCUCAACCUGCCAACUCCCCUGUGCCACUGGGCCACAGGGGUCCCGCCAAGUGCUCUCAACUUGUUGGUCCCUCAGCCCCCUAACUCUCUGGUGGAGGCGCCUGAGUUCCUCUCGCUACCACACAACGCCCCCCACACCCUACAGUCAGCCAUCAUAUCACCCACUUACACAGUAGAAUUAAAACUCUUAAUGCUUAUGGUUAACCAAUCAGAUUUAUGUACCAAAAAAAAAAAAAAUCACAAUUUACAAGAUGCCGAUACAAUAAUUUCAGAGCCAAUUGAUAAUGAUAAAAGCUUUAUUCCAAUUAUUCUAGCCUUAUGAUAUCAUAACUGUGGCUGGUUCUGGCCACACUGGUUCACAUCCACCUCCAUUCUCCUUCCUUCCUUCUCCCUUGAAAUGCUCUCUGUCUCCCUUUUCCUUGUCAAAUCACAGGCCUCCUCUGAACUAACAUAAUCGGACAGGAAAAAUCCUGCACAUAUCACCCUUUCUGUUUAAUUAAAAAAAGAAACUUUAUCUCAAAAUAUAAAUUGAGUACAACUAUUACCGUUUUGUAAUUUAUAAAGUACAAGAUAGACCUAACACCCAGUCCAUCAUUUUUGUCAUUAAAAAUAGAAUACUCUGUCAUCUGUCCUAACUUAAAAGACUAUAAUUCUACACCUGACUUAUGUCCUGGCUUUAGAUUGUGAUCUGAAAACCAUCCUCUCAAAUCUGUUUUCUCAAAGUAAAUAGCCUGGGUUGGCUAGCAGACUAUGUAGUUUUUCAACCGCAUCAGAAAUCUAAGAAUAACUGAUAUUACCUGAAAAUAUGAGAAGCACAAAAUAACGCUUCCAAAACUUAGUCAAUUUAUAGAGACCUGGAGUCCCUAACUUGAAAAUAUUGGAGCAUUGGUCUUCAGUCUUCUGGCCCAGGAUCAUCUGCAGACCUUAGAGAAACAGGAAACUAAGGACUAGCCUAUUCUGCCUCAGCAGAACCAAGCUGUCCUAACCUGUAAUUGUGUCCUGUUUCGGACAGUAUUAUGUCUGUCAAUGAAAUGAGGCAAUUCUUGCCUAGUUGCUGUCUUGUCACAUCUGGAGUAGCUUCAUAAAUGCUUAAUUUCUUCUUUGAAUCCAAGAAAGGGAAAGCUGUCAGAAGAAGACUAGUCUCAACAAGUGAAUAACAUUAAAUGUCACAUUCUGUGGAUUUCUGACAUUUUUGAAAACCCAACUAUCUAUGUAAAGAAAUCUGGACUGCUCUCUGAUAACUACUCUCAACUAUUUCUAAUGAAAAUAUCUUAAAAUACCCUAACAAUAAACUCAGAGCUAUGAAUUUGCAAUUCGGCCCCUAACUCACUGUCUUCAACAUCUCAGAUCAGUUUAUAAUAGUUCUAGAAGGACUGGGUCUAAGCCUUGUACUUUCAAAUUUUUAGUAUCGAUAGAAGAAAUUUGUACGAAUUAAAACCUUGAUUUUGUAUCAAAAUAAAUUUUGUAUCAAAAUAAGUAAUUAUGACUUCAGCUUAGUAACAGUGAUUUCUACCAAGUUAGAUUAUGUCCAAUGUAAUCAAUGUCUAUGUAAUCCUAGCUAUUCCUCCCUGUUCCAGUAUGACCAUCUCUAUAUUCCCUAGAAAACCUAUAAAACCUCUAGCCCCAAAGCCCAGGGAACUGGGUCUACGACUCUUCAUAACUUCAAGAUGAAUAUGGGUGUUGAGAUAUGAAGGGAGGGGAGGGGAGAGGAGGGAAAUAGGAUUGAUUAGUCUCUGAUGUCUGUGUCUUGACUGGAUCUGGCUGAAUAUCCAGGACAUCAGGAAUUCAAGCAGAUCAGUCCAGCAUGACUGACGAGAUUUACCAAGGUUCUAUAUAUCACAAUUUAUAAGAUGCCAAUACAAAAUCUCAGAGCCAAUUGAUAAUGGUAAAAGCUUUCCCCAUUUAUUUUAACCUUAUAACUGUGACUGGUUCAAGCCACGCUGGUUCCCAUCAGCCUCCAUUCUUCCUUCCUUCCUCCCUUGAGAUGCUCUCUGUCUCUGCAAUUCUUAGCUCCACCUCCCUUUUCCCUGUCCAAUCACAGGUCUCCUCGGCACGAAUGUAAUUGGGCAGGGAAAAAUCUGCAACACUUCCUAUGGUGCUGCUCGGAUCAACCCAAAAGCCUCUCUCCCAGACACCACGUCAGUACAAUCUACCAACCCACCCCUGCUGGAGGCUUUAGAACCUCCGCACACACCAGUUUUAGGAACAUACAUGGCAGCUUCCUUUCUAUCUUGUUUUCUUUGGGGCAUGAUGUUUUGAUGUUGCUUUAGAGGCAUAAGCUGUAAAUCUGAAAGGCACUUUUUUUUAAGAAAACAAAAGAUAUAAAGAAAAUCUGGAUGUAAUAAAUAAAAUCAUGGAAAGCUUUAUGUGAAGAAAAUUGAAUGUUAUAGUAUAAAAAAGAUAUUUAUGUAUGUACAGUUUGCUAAAGCCAAGUUUUUGUUUGUUGAUUUCUUUGCAUUUAUUAU
Messenger RNA from Apodemus sylvaticus (European woodmouse), 29778 nucleotides. RefSeq names its product spectrin repeat containing nuclear envelope protein 1 (gene Syne1). The record is from RefSeq and is a predicted model, not a curated record. NCBI's taxonomy places the organism in Eukaryota, Metazoa, Chordata, Mammalia, Rodentia, Muridae. Gene Ontology annotation, cellular component: membrane. Gene Ontology annotation, molecular function: protein binding.